Molecule: messenger RNA, 1771 nt
Organism: Plectropomus leopardus (leopard coralgrouper)
Lineage: Eukaryota; Metazoa; Chordata; Actinopteri; Perciformes; Serranidae
Product: fibrinogen silencer binding protein
Source: RefSeq, a predicted model, not a curated record
CUGGCUGUUAGCGGUCCAGCUAACUUCGCCGCUAACUAUGCCUGGAAAAUGUAAAUUCCAGGACUCCUGGCUCUCAAAGGGCAUUUACAAGGACUGGCUGGUAAAGGAUCUGCAGGACAUCCACUUCGCCCGAUGUAAGGCCUGUUGUAAAUCAAUCAAACUUCAGACCAUGGGCGAGGCUGCUCUCACCAGCCACGCAGGGGGAGCUGGCCACAAAGCGGCGGUCCGCAAGCUAGUGGAAGGUAGCUUAGCCUCAAUUAUACCACGAGUCAACUGUUCAGCAAGCAUGCAAAGAGAUGCGUUUGAAUCAGGUAAUUUGAUGCUGAUAAAUGCUGCUGGACAGAUAAACGGCAGUGUGAAUCAGGCCGAGGACAGCAAGGAGCAAGUGGCCAUCUGCCUCCAGCGUGACGCCUUGGACAGAGUGUCGGCCAGCGACUGGUCCGAUCUGCAUCACAGCCCCACUUCAAACUCCACCUCCCACAAUGCAGAGCUACAGGAUGUGGCAUUUCCUGCCGCCUACUUCUCAGCACCAGGCACCUCCCGACUCAUCAGCCAGCGCCUCCACUCGACAGACGGCGAGGUGGAGGAAGCGCACGACUCUGUGGAGCUGUCGAGACUGGAGAACCAGCAGAAAACAGAAGCACUGGAGCAACAGCAGCAGAUGAAAAUCCUGGAGUGGGAGAACAGGAUGAAGGUGCUGGCGUGGGAGCAGGAGCUGGUGAAGGAGAAGAGGAGAGCGACCCGGCAGAAGGAGAAGGCGUUCAGGAUGAAGAAGGCAUACUACAAAGCCAAGCUAAAGAGGAUGGGCGAGGACGUGCCGCCGUCUUCCUCCAGCAGCUGCGAUGAAGAGGAGAAAACAUCUGAUCCGACAGGAUGAACUUUUUUUUUACUGUUGUGUUUUUAUUCGCGCUCGUUUCAUUGUAUUCUUUGAUCUAUAUGCCAUGAAACUGUUACUAUUUUUAUAAAUUGUUUUGUAUUUUAAUGCAGGAGAAGGAUUCAGAGUUGCUUUAAAUCAGCUGUUCUCACAGUGAGCCAAAAUGACUCUUCCUGUUUUUGAGUGAGACUUCUUUUGAGGUUUCAUAACCUGUACAAUUUAGCAAUCCUACUGGUUGGUUCUAGUGGGACAUACAGUAACGAUAUGCUGCAAAGUUCUGCUUUUUAAAAGCAUCAGUGAAAUUAGUUGGGUUGCGGACUCCUCAAAAGUACAAAGAAGCUGUUUUUUAAAGCUUGUGACAUUAUUACAUGUGGUCGAGCCAUCAAACAAUCCCUCUGCAACGCGACGACCACCUUCUCUGUCCAAAUACGCCUCCUCAGAGAUAUUCAGAGUAAACUAAACUACAGCUGAGUACAAAAUUUCAUUAAGAUUACCCGAAGUGGUAUUAACAGAAAAGUACAUGGAAAUGAAACAUGAAUACUUCUGCAAACCUUGCAUAGUAGCUUUAAACUAUGUGAAAGGGUUGAGAUCAAAAUCACAGCAAUCAUAUUUUAUAUGUCAGUCAUCACAAUGUGUCUUCAGUAUUCAACGUUUUGAGACGUUUGUUGAUGUUUAAGUUUGAUAGUGUCUGUGAAGGUCAUGGCCUUUUCUAGGGGGUACGGCAUUUUAAAGAAUGUAUUGAGAUUACAUCUAAUCACUGCAGAUGUAGAACUGAAAUGACUCUGAAACGGACAAUCUGUUAUCACACUUGCUUUGCUUCUUUCGCAUGUUACUAACAUGAGUGCUUCUGUCUUUGCUUUGUAAAUAAAUUUGCAUUUGGUACAAAGUUUGAGUCAA